GAAAUCUGGGCUAGCCGAUGAUGUCGUCUGCUAGCGGUGAGCUUAACGUCUGCAUACCGAGCAGUGCGCGAGAGAGCGGAUCAGCAGCCAUAUUGAAAAGUGGAAAAACGCUAAAUUGCGCAUUUUCGUAAUUAAAAUGGUUUGCUGUGCAAAAUCGUAUACACCUUUUACAUCCUGAGCGAGUGGAAAUAGUUCGGGAUAACUGUUCAGAUUCUUGUGUGAAUCAUGGAUUAUAACGACCACCCUGACCGCAGUCGCACCUCGCUGGGCGGGACGAAGACAUCACAACGUGUACGACGUUUCCAGGAGCACUGGAAGGAGCAGUAUCCGUGGGUCUACUACGACGACCAGCUGGGUAAGAUGUUCUGCAGGACGUGCAGGGAUCACGCCGACGUCUGCGACCCGGCGUCUGCCUACUACUCCGGCGGCUGCUCCAACUUCCAGCUGAUGUCUCUGGCCAGUCACGCCAAGAGCAAAGGUCACAUGACGGCCGAGGAGGUGGUCAGGAUGCAGGAAUACCCACAUGGCGUCGUCCUUGACUGGGAGGACAAAUCGGUCAUGACUUCUCCUUCUUCUGCUUCUUCGUCUUUAGCAACGCAAGCAUCAUCUUCGGGUAUCUCCGCCCAAUUGUUUCGGAGAUCGUCGGAAGUUUGUUCUUCGGGACGAGACCAGGAACGUGGGAGAUGUGGAGAAUCUGAUGUUGGCACAGAGUCUGUGGUUAGCUCGUUUAACAUAGGGUCCAGCGAGGAUAGGAUAAGGCUUCUUAGAAUGGCUGCCGAGGAGGCAUGGAGGUCUGUGGGCCCAGGGAGCUAUAACGUCCCUUUCAGUCUGGAUUUCACACAAGCCUACGACCAGGACGUCAGAUCUCAGUCCACGGGCAUUACGAAGCGUAGCCCGGCUCCUGUCAUUCACCAGGCUUUCAACACGCAGAUGAGAAUUAAAACCGCACCAAAAGUCGAGUCCGUGAGUCCACAGAGUAGUAAUAUUCCUGUUGGAUACCCACACACCGUGCAGUCGCCGUUUUCCAGUUCUGUACCACAGAGGCUAAACAAUCUGUGCCUGAAUGCCCACGCGGUGGCUAAGAAAGGGCUGACGUAUCAAGACUACAAGUGGAUGUUUGAGUUAGACAAGGCUAAAGGAUGCGAUGUCGGAGAAACGUUGUCUAUCAAGGAAUAUCAUAAUCUACAGAGAUGUAUAUCUGAGACGGUACAGAUGGAGAUAGUGGAAGCAGCAAGACGAUCGAAAUUCUUGUCUGUGUUCUGUGACAGGGUUUCGUGUGUGUCUAGUUACAUGGUAGUUAUUUACCUGAAAACUGUCAAUUCUGGGAAAACAUUUAUCCACGUUCUUAACGUCCAUUCACUUAAUGACGAACUAGAACCCGAACAUUUUACAAAAACACUGUCGUGUGCUUUCAAACGGGAGCUGAAGGAUGUGAGUUUUGACUGGAAAGAUCAUCUGGUUGGAUUUUCAUGCAGCAAUUCUACACAGCUGAUAAAACCGGAGAGAGAGGUAGAAUGCGAUAAAGUCAAGUUGGAGUCGGGUCUCCCUUGUGGAGAUGAUAAUGGGGAAGUUUCUAGAGAGGACAGUUCUAUAAGGGAUAGUUCUGGAGGGGAUUCUUCUAGAUGGGACAGUUCUAGUGGUGGUGCCUCUAGAGUGGACGAUGACUUGGCCACGUUUCUGAGGACCAAUAAUCCACAAAUCACAUCCCUCCAUUGCUCUGCCCAGAUGAUGAACUCUGCGUGUCGGGAUCUCAAACUGGACUAUCACAAACACUUCGAGAAGCUGAUCACCAGUUUCUGUGGCAUAUCUCAUCUUCAUCUCACGUGUAGGCCUACCUCAUCAUCCGGGAGCACACAGGAUCGACAAGCCGAGAUCCUGGCGUGUAGGAGACCAUCGCAAAUAGAGGACAGUGAAUGGAUCAGCUGCACACUUGACAACGCUCUCUUCGUGAUAAGAAAUUUCUCCAUCAUCGCCGACUGUUUCAAAGAGGUUGUGGGUGACGAGAGAGAACUCCACGGAGCACGGUCUCGACAGUGUCUUCAGCUGAUGCUGACUCAGCGCUUUGUGAAAUACGUCCACUUCCUGGUCGACAUGCUCGAAGUGCUGAGCCACGUGUGUCACGUGAUCACCCAGCCGACGGCGUCGAUUGGUGAAGUUUACGAAGCAAUUUGUGACGCAGCAGAUAAUUUGAUGAAACUCAAAAAGAGAUCCGGUCAACAGCUGGCUAAGGUUGAAAAGGAACAGAUCUUCUGUGGGCAUGCGCUGACUGUGGAUGAGCCGUGGGAGUUUGAACGAGACAAGUCGGCCAUCUUGACAGAGAUCACCACGUAUAUGACGUCACGCGUUCCGGACCUUGACGAAAGCACGAUGACGUCAAUGACGAAGCUGGUCUGUCUGUCGCAGUGGCCGUCUGACACGGAACACCUUAAAGAUUAUGGUGAAGAAGAUCUGCUGAGGAUCAUUGACCGGUUCGCGCCGACCUUCCAGAAACAUGACGUCAUCACAGACAAGUGCCUGAUGGAGUGGUCGUUACUGAAGAAUCACAUUAGAAGAAGGUUCGCCUGUCCGAGCGAUGCAUCAUGGGAAACUGUUUAUCCGGCAUGCAAAUCUAAAUGUGAGAAUGUUCUAGCAGUGUUGUCGUUCAUUCUUACACUUCCAGGUCAGUCUGUAGACCGUGAGCUAGUGUAUUCCUACGUGGACAAACUUCCGGCUAAAUACAAAAAAAAACUUUGCGCAGACGAAAUGAAGCACAUCUUGCGAAUAUUUCUCCACACACCGGAUGUCGGUGAAUUCGAUGCGUGCGCAUCUGUUACGCUCUACUGUGAUGGGCGCCAGUCAGUGGAAGAUUCGCCAAUCAAAAAGAAACUAAAGCUUGAGAAAAUUGACCAAUGGACGAGCGAAGACGAUCAGGGCCGUUCCUAGUUUAAAAUGGGUGGGUGGGUGGUGGCAGUAAAAACAAAUCAUGGCACAGUCAAAACAAAGUGCCACGUAUUAAGCUCAAAAGGGCACGUUUUCUAAUUUUAUAUUCUACUUUUAAAGGAGCAGACUCUAGUUUCAGCUAGUUACAAUAAACACUAAGUUUAUAUAUAUAUAUUACGUCACAAGAAGGAAUUCAUGCAACGUCACAUAUUACUUGACGUCACGUACUACCUUUGGUUAUGGAAUGAUGUAAUGAACAGGUAGCAACGGCUGUCUAUCUUCUAAACGACAAGUUCAUUUAACCAAUGAAAAGAGCGGAUUACUGUCUAGGGGACGUGUACUAGACUGUUUUGUUUUUUUCUAGCACGGCUUUCUGGCAUCGUUCUACUGGUUGAUUGAACUACAAACAAGAGCGUGUGACGUUGAAACCGGGAAAUAUAUUUUGUUUUAAAUAGACUAGAACUCGACUCCAUAACCGUUACUUCUCAGACGCAUGUUAUUUUGUUUUAAAUAUGAAAAAAAGGCUUUUGUGGUAUUGGAAACAUCAGGAUGACCAGAAACACUUCGUUUGUACUGGAAUGUAUAAUCAAAACAAUACAAUAUAAAUAAUGUUUGAUUUUAUUAACCAUAAACGGCUCUAAAACAAA
Messenger RNA from Gigantopelta aegis, 3566 nucleotides. RefSeq lists its product as uncharacterized. The record is from RefSeq and is a predicted model, not a curated record. The transcript is spliced from 6 exons. NCBI's taxonomy places the organism in Eukaryota, Metazoa, Mollusca, Gastropoda, Neomphalida, Peltospiridae. Bases 226 to 2922 code for a protein of 898 amino acids.